AGGCCGCGGAGCCGCGCCCGCCGCCGCCGCCGGGCCCCGUCCGCCGCCGCCGCCAUGGUGCCGAACCAGCUGCUGCUCUCCGCGGCGGUACAUGGCCAUGGUGACUAUGAUUCUGAUUUUAGUGAUGAGGAAAAUGGAGAAAAGUCUGUGCAAAAGACUAGAAGUAUAAAAGAAGAUGACCUUCUGAUAAAGCCAUUCCAAAAAGCAAAACAAAACAAUGUGGCUCACAGACAAGUUGCAGCUGAAGAAUGGGAUAGGGAAGAAGCAAGAAAAAGACGAUUUCAUUUGAUAGCUAUGGAUGCUUAUGAAAGACAUAAAAAGUUUGUGAAUGACUACAUUUUGUACUAUGGUGGCAAAAGAGAAGAUUUCCAGCGUUCCAGAGCAAAUGACAAGACAGAUCUUGAUGUUAUAAGAGAAAACCAUAGAUUCCUGUGGAAAGAAGAUGAUGAAGUAGACAUGAAUUGGGAGAAGAGGCUUGCAAAGAAGUAUUAUGAUAAAUUAUUCAAAGAAUACUGUAUAGCAGAUCUUAGUAGAUACAAAGAGAAUAAGUUUGGAUUUAGAUGGCGACAUGAGAAAGAAGUAAUUUCAGGAAAAGGUCAGUUUUCCUGUGGAAAUAAGCACUGUGAUGAGAUGGAAGGCCUGAAGAGCUGGGAGGUGAAUUUUGGUUACGUUGAGCAUGGUGAAAAGAGGAAUGCCCUUGUGAAAUUGAGACUGUGUCCAGAAUGUUCACACAAACUUAACUUUCAUCACCGGAGGAAAGAAAUCAAAUCAAAGAAGAAAAGAGGUACAGCUGUAUUGAGGUCAAAAGAACCAAAAGUUAAGAAGAGAAAGUUACCUUGUUCAACAAAAAGCAAGUCUAAAAAAAAGACCCAUAAAGAUCAGGUUUCUUCAGAAGAUUCAGAUAAUUCUGAUAAAGAUUCAGAUGGCAGUGAUGUGCAAGAUGGUCCUUCAGAUGCAGACUUUUGGAAAGGUCCUCUACAAGAGCCUGAUGAAAAAUCACGGGAGGAGGAAUUUGAUGAAUAUUUUCAAGACUUGUUUCUCUGAAACUUGAAAUGGAUGUAGGCUGAUUUUCUUUUUGGAGCAUCAAGAUUGAGUGCCUGGAAAUCCAGUCAUAUUUAGGGAAAAAAGUCUAGUCUAGUCUCUAGACUUUUCUUUCUGGUAGUGUACCAUUUCUGCAGUCCUUCCAUAUGGACCAUCUGGGUGAAGUAUCUUUGUAGAAGGAUUCAGGCCUAAAAACCUUCUUUUUCUUACAAUAGCCUGUGUACUCACAAAAUACAAGAAAUAAUCUGUUGAAUGCAAAAGAUAUACUACACUCUAACAAAGAAUAAUAUAGUUUAUUGACAGUGCAUCACAGAAUUUGGCUGCUUUUUAUUUUAUGCAAAACUUUACAUUUUGCCUGAUUUGUUUAAGGAAAGUUUUGGGAGAGUGUGUAUCAGUUUAUAACAAUAGACAUUAAUAUAUUAAUAUUUUUAAUUUAUUAAACAUGAGUUAGACUUAAAUUUACUGGUCAUGUGGUCUUUAAUAUUCAGAUAUUAGUCUUUUUAAGUAUUUUUAAAUGCUACUAGGUAAGUUCAGUUUUUAUCAAGUACAUCUUUCACUUGAAUUAAAUAUGUGAAAUGUCUUCCCUACUCCUUACUAAUGUUUAGUUCAUUAUGAAUUUGUUUUAAAUUUUAGUUAUCAUAUGAUAUGACUAAUAAUUCCAUUAAUAAAAAUCCAGAUGGUUGUUUAAAUUUUUGAUAAAUUUUUGAUAGAUAAAAUAUGUUGCUUGCCACUUGAGAUUUACACAUGGUUGGUUAUCUGUGCUUUCUGAUCUUCUUAACAUUAAAUGAAUGUUAAUCCUUCCUUAAAGUGUAAUCCUAAAUAUACAAGUAAAGAAUAUUUAUUGCUUGAGAAUCGUAGUGGGUUCAUUUUCCUAUUCAAAUUGCAACACAACUUUAAACAUUCUUUAUUGUAUGUUUCCAGAGAAACAGUCUGCACAUGAAUAGUUACAGGGACCAUUUUCUUUGUCAGAUGAAGAUGACUUUGGAUAUAACGGACAAACUUGUUUUGAAUCAAAUGUUCAUGUUAGAUAAUCUGAAAAAAGUGAAUAUAUUUUUGAUAAAUAUUUCCCACUGCAGAUGUCAUAAUAAGUAUCUGAUGUGGAAAAUGUAACAGUAGAGGUGGUUGCAGUGUAUAUAUGAACAUAUUACAUGCACUAACAUGAAUAUCAAUAGAGAACUCUAUUUACAAGUAAUAUUAAUUACAUUUUUAACGGUUUGUACUUACAUAAUAGAUGACAGUACAAGGACACAUUUACGGUGUCCUUGAGUAACAAAUAAAUGUAGGCUUGUAUCAAGGCUUCUUUAGGUAAUAAGAUGGAUUUAAAGGUUAAUUCUCUGUCAUCUUGCAAGCAUGGUUGAGAGCCAAAUCCAAUCUGCAGCAAUCUGCUUACAUGUAUGCAACUUGCCCAAAGGGGCUUUUGUAGAAUGUGUUGCUAUAUUUGUUGCUGCAAGUAUUGUACAUUAGGCAUAUGUUCUGAAUAGCUAACUCGUCUUUGGGUCUUCAAAACAGUUAUAAAAUGGUACAGUAUACAUAUUAAAUACAUCAUUUAAUACAGUUUGAAUAAAAUUACA
Rhea pennata is the source of this 2612-nucleotide messenger RNA. Its product is annotated as protein FRA10AC1. The transcript has 14 exons. Bases 55 to 1044 code for a protein of 329 amino acids. The record is from RefSeq and is a predicted model, not a curated record. NCBI's taxonomy places the organism in Eukaryota, Metazoa, Chordata, Aves, Rheiformes, Rheidae.